UUGCCGCAUUAUCCCCUAAUAGAUACUGACUAGAUUUUCGGUGGAGAAUAAGCGGGAAGCUUUCAAGUGGGUCGGCCAUAUGUCAUCCGCAGAUCGAUUAUUCUGUUGUUGUGAAUGCGGCCUCAGUAGCCAUGGGUAUUGCUGCCGUAACGAUAUUCGUCAAAUUUACCCUUCUGGAUUUACCACAAGAUUAACUGAGGCUCACUAUUUUUCGUCAAAAAUUAGGAUUAACUGAGGUUCGCUACUUUUUAAGAAGCAUUGCUGUUUUGUUUUAAUACGACUUUCGCUCAGGACUGUACCAUAUCGGCUGUAGCGUACAGUGCGGUUGAUUUGCCGAGAGCCGCUUUUUACCUCUGCUCAAACACCAUAUGUUAAGUUGCCCGAGCCUUUCAAGACUGCCAGGUAGGAAAAUUGUGGUUAAACGCACAGAAGCGCAUUAAAGUAGCAGAAGCUAUCGAGUAUCUGCGGUGCCAUAAAUAGAACUCGGCUAUGCUACCGCUUGCUUCAAUAUUACUUCAGCUAUUUCUGUUUUGGUAGAUUCAUCACUGCUGACGUGUUUCACGUUCCUUCGAGAUAAACGAUCCAAGACACCACCGUUCAAAUUCCACGACAAAUUACGCCGGGAAGGACGAUUAAAUAACGUAUUCAUUGAGCCAUUACACAAGGGGUUUUAACCCCGGCUUUCAACAAGCAGCAAUUCUGAAGAAACGCUUAUAGCGGAUGUGGCGUCACAGGAAGUUCCUCCUGGUCGUCUGCUGACUCUCCCUGCGUUGGGAGGUGGGGAGGUAUCUUGGCUGCUUCUUGUGCCAAAAAAUGGAAAUCGAAUCACCGUUCUUGGAAACUAAAAUGAACAAACCGGAUGAUAAGACAUUACACGAUGCUGAUUUCGAGCCGUCCCUAGCUACAACCCGACCGCUAAGGUUCGCUCAGCGGAAACGAGAUUUUUCCAUAGCUCCAGAUUUCAAAGAAAGACUGCGAACCUACCAAGAAGUAGAUGCUGGAGAAACAGUGUCUCUAGAAUGUUUACUAUCCGGAUUCCCUGUCCCAGAGGUCACGUGGUACAAGGAGGACCAAGUAUUGACCAAUGAAUUUCCGUAUAAAAUAGAACACGAUGGCGGACGACACAAAUUGACAAUUUCGACUGUAUGGAAGCAAGACGAAGGGGCAUAUAAGUGUAAAGCUGAAAACAAGGAAGGAAGCAGCUCUACUUUAGGUUAUAUAUCUGUUAAAGGAGAGGCACGAUCCCGCUCCAGAUCCCCUAGUCCUCGUCGCCAUCGCAACAACCCACGUGCUGUGUCCCUCUCCCCCAUGGUGUCCACUAUAACAGAGAACAUCAGCGACGAGGAGAGGGAAGAACAAGAGUACAGCAGGCUGCCGCCUUCUCCUGUGCUCAGCUCCUUAGAACAAUUACGGAAAGAAUAUAAAAAGGCGCGGAAACACGCUUCUCUCCUUAGCAAAUCCAAUAAAAAGUCACAGCACAAAGGACAUUUAGAGAAUGACAAGUUAAUACAAAAUGAUUCCUCGUUGCUGGAUAAACAUGGAAGACAGGUUGUACAGGAUGCUGUGGCAAAGUCCGAGAAACAACGAGAUGAUGCGAGAUAUCAGGCCAUAAGGGACUCUAUAGUGAAAAAGACUAAGAAGGGUGUACCGAAUGGUGACUCUGGAACAAAUGAUAUAUCAUUCAUAGAGGAUAAAAAACUAAAAGUGUUGCCAGAUAUUGAACCCGACUCAAAACCAACCGCUGACACUAGACAAUCUAGGAAAAGAAGAAAACCGAGGCCAUUCGAAGUGGACACGAGCAGAUCGCGAAGUAGGGAGAAUAGCUUGAAUGAUGAUGUUCAAACCAUGCAUGAGAACGGCCUUGCUGGACACUAUAGUUCGUUCGAAACUAACCUGGAUGCGACCGCUAACUCUAAGCAGAGCGAUGGCUCAGUUACGAAACUGUUCUCUACUGUAGAAAGUGACUCCUCCAGGGGCAACAGCAUCAUAGAGCAUGCGGACGGAGAGCAUGAAAUGUUGCCGUUCUCUGUUGAAACGAUUUAUUAUUUUGCUGCUCUUAUUCCUGUACUUUCACUGUUAACGCUGUCGUUUGGUUGGAACACGUUUAGUUUUGUUGUUUGCGUCCUGUUUAUGACUAUUGUACAUGCGUUGUUUGGCAAGUUAAUGGAAUAAAAAGGGGAAACGACAGAGUUGAAAUCCCGUUUGAGAGAUUAAGUUUCAUUCAUGGA
Messenger RNA from Lingula anatina, 2228 nucleotides. RefSeq lists its product as uncharacterized. Gene Ontology annotation, molecular function: protein kinase activity. The record is from RefSeq and is a predicted model, not a curated record. NCBI's taxonomy places the organism in Eukaryota, Metazoa, Brachiopoda, Lingulata, Lingulida, Lingulidae.